Pseudogymnoascus verrucosus is the source of this 1971-nucleotide messenger RNA. RefSeq lists its product as uncharacterized. NCBI's taxonomy places the organism in Eukaryota, Fungi, Ascomycota, Leotiomycetes, Thelebolales, Thelebolaceae. The coding region runs from base 366 to 1334 and encodes 322 amino acids. The transcript has 2 exons. The record is from RefSeq and is a predicted model, not a curated record.
CCUAGUUUUAGCCCGAAUACUGCUCAUCGCCGAAUACUACUCGAAAACCACAAAUACUAAUCCUAUUCUUGGGGAACACUGCCACCAACUUCGCUGGUUGGCCAACUGGCUGGCCGGCCGAACCAGCAACUCAAAAGUUGGUGGUUCGGCCGGCUAGUUGGUGGCUGGGCCGGAACACAUAUAAUAUGUACCUAGGUAAUAAUUAUGCCACACAUAUUCCUACUUUCUCCAACAUCCUCCUGCCCAACACCAAUACGAUCAGCAAUAAAACCACCCAUGUCCUGCUUCUUGGCCUGUGUGCACCUACCUACUGCAUUCCUGCUCUUGAUAGGUCGGUAUUGUCUUGGAGUGCGUAGCCGCCAGCCAUGCACAGGAUGGGCCCCGAUGAGAGGAGCUGGGGAGAAAUUAGGCACCCUGUGGUCCUGCUCGGUCGGAUGCCACAGCAAGCAGAAGUCCGUGUUGUGGAAGAUGACUGGACAGGGAGUACAGAUGCCGCAGAGCGGAGAAAGCGCCAGAAUAGGUUGCAUCAAAGAAAGUACCGGAAAAAGAUAAAGGAACUGAAAAUGCUUGCUGCUUCGACUGGCUCAUUCGAACAAGGCCCUGGUAAAACUUACCCUAGCGACGAUCCACAUUCCGUGGCUUGUCUAGACGAUAUCACCCCUGACACACAGUACACACUACCUGCAGACUUGCACGGCCCUAGUCAGCCCUCUGAGCCCCAAUUUAGACAUGCCUCGCCUACCUCCGGGCUAUCAGCUUCUCAGGUCCAGGGCGUGAUCGCACGAGUAGAGAAUUCCCUCUCUCAGCAAUAUAUAGUCAGCUCCCCACGCGUUGAUCUCCUCCUCACUCUGAUCCAAUUCAACGUCUUCCGUGCCUUAGUAAGCAACACAUUCACUCUCGGGUUUCCAUUUACCUGGUUGAGCGCAGAAGCCGACUCCCCCUAUAACCUAGGAGAGUCACGCUGGUGUUGUCCUGCCAGUCUGCAGCCUACAGAGCUUCAACGGAAAGUACCACAUCACCCGUGGAUUGAUCUGUUUCCGUUUCCGGCACUGCGAGACAAUAUGCUAUCUCAGGGCGAGGACUUUGAUGAUGAUGAUCUAUGCCAUGAUUUGGUAGAGGUAUGCCAUGCGCCUAGUGAGAGGAGUGGGCUCAUUGUCUGGGGUGAUCCAUGGGAUCCUCUUGGCUGGGAAGCUACGACCGAGUUUAUCAGCAAAUGGGGGUGGAUGUUGAGAGGUUCUCCAGAACUGUUGUUUUCGACAAAUCAUUGGAGGGGGAAACGCGGCGAAGAGGCGAUUGUUUUCGAUGUCACACCUUUGGAAUCAGUGCGUUCUUGAUCUCGAGCAGGCUGUUGAACCCCACGACUCGUCUUUGCGUGGCUUUAUCAUGGUGCAUGAAGAUACUUUUAGAGCUGUACUUUAAUCUUCUAGGAUAUGGUCAACAAUAUCAGGUCAAAACCGAUUAAAGUUCCUCUGAUUUUGUGUUAACAAUAUUUUGAACAUAGACUAUCUCACAAACAAGCCCUCUUCAACCGGAGCUGCCGCCAUCUGAGCCACUUGGAUCUCUUGUAUCAGCUCAUUUCCAGGAUAAUCAUCAACAUCCAAGUCCAAGUAUCCCGCAGGAGCCCAUUUCCUCGCCGAGACGAACAAUGAUCUCCCAUUUAUGGUCGUGUCGGACAGGAGCCUUAGUAGCGCACUCCCAGCAUCUUCAGCUUCGGCAAAUUGCACUCCGCGAGAUUCCACGUGGGCGAACUCCUCGGUUGACAGAAUCGAAGUCUUGACGUACCUACAUCGAUCUAUCAGCGGAGCUAUGUGAGGAUGGGGCUUGGGGCAUAUUUACCAGGGCGAAAUGAGAUUGACACGAGUGCCAUGGUAAAAUGCAGUCCUUCUCAACGUGUGCAUGAUACCUCGCACUCCCCACUUUGUGCUUGGAUACACUGGACCUCGCGGGCAAUCAAGGAAGGCAGCUCCGGAU